AUGGAAAACCCUUUACAGCCGCAGCGGGAGACGCCGGGGGAAUUGCACACGGAGACACAGCCGCAGACAAGGGCACAGACAGAGACGCAGGCACAGACACAUACACCCACACACCCAAACAUCAAUCACACCCUCCCAAGUCUCCCAGAUGGCGCUUCUCUAGGUACACCACCAACACCACUGAGUGAAUCAAUCGAAGAACCAUUCAACGGUGUUGGCGGGGUGCAUGGAAAUACAUUCCCAGGUGAUAUAGUACCCACAAGCUUCGAUGACAACGUUUACAACUCUCUUUGUGAAUUGGAAUGUGGGAUUCCACUUAUCCUCGAACGCAUAAAGCAAUCAAUGAUUAGCUGCAAAGAAUCUUCCACUUUCCUUAAAAGAAAGUCCAAAAUCGAAGAGGACUAUGGAAAUCAAUUGAUUAAACUUGGUAAAUCCACGUCAGAAAUUUAUAGCUCAACUGAGGCAAAAGCUGGUUCAUUUGUCAACUCUUUUCACUCGAUUAUGCGCUUACAUGAGUCUAUCGGUGAAGGCAAGCUUAGAUUAGCUACACGUCUCAAUGAAAUCUCAGAUGAACUAUCUCAACUUCACAGACAAGUUGAUAAAAGCCGUAAGCACGCAAAAGAUUAUGGAAACAAACACGAAAAAUUUCUACAAGAAGCUGAAGCUAAUACCGAAAAAAGCAAACACCGUUUCGACGCUGUAGCUGAAGAAUUAGAACGCGUUCUCAUCAUUAAAGAAGGCGAAAGUCUUAAAGAGGGUUCUAUAUCACGUGCCGCAAAUGCAAAUGCUGGCUCUUCUCAAUCCUCUGUACACAGCGAUAAGAAAGGUGGCUUCUCUAAAAUGCGGAAAGGUGCUGGUUUCUUUAGAGGUCGUAACCCUGCACACAUACUCAAGCAAGAGGAGGAUAUCCGCAACAGAAUCUCCCAAGCUAGCGAUUCUUUCAAACGACAUGCCCAGGAGAGUUCUAGUCUGCGUUCAGAGUAUUGGGAGAUCUACAUGCCACGUAUAGUGAGAACAUUAAAGGAAUGCUCCGACGAGAUUGACUUAGGUGUUCAAUAUCAUUUGGAACGCUAUGCUUUCUUAUUAGAGAACUCCCUCCUCAACGAAGGUGUCACUGUCACUCCUCUAGCAAAAGAAGACGGUCCCGGUUUAAGAGCCUUGGUUGAAGGUAUCGACAACCAGAAAGACUUCAAGACUUUCAUGCAGAACUAUUCCAUUUCUCAACCAAAAACAACCGGUCCUGCCAAGCAUGGUCCCGAUUACGAAAGUCAAGCAAAGUCAUUCUCUCCUUCACAAUCUUACGCCCGCAUACCAACAGCAUCACACUCUCAAAAUCAAACACCGAAAGCUGCUACCGCCUCGCUGCCUUCAUUUUCAUCUAGAAAGACAUUUGGUGUCGAUUUGACGGAGCAGAUGGUGAGAGAUGAUGUAGAGAUACCUCUAAUUGUCGAUAAAUGUAGCAACAUCAUCGAAGCUCAAGGAUUAGACAGCCAGGGUAUAUACAGGUUGUCUGGUACAACAUCAAAAGUCCAAUCACUCAAGGCAAAGAUUGACCAGGAUGUGGGUGGCAUAGACCUCUUCCAAGAGGAAGAAGCUAUGGAUAUUAACGUAGUUGCGAGUGUUGUUAAGCAGUGGUUCAGGGAGCUUCCUGAGCCUCUUCUGACGUAUCAACUUUACGCACAAUUCGUCGAAGCCGCCAAGGUGGAGAACGACAGGCUGAGGCACAUCAAGCUGCAUGAGACGGUCAACCAACUCCCGGAUUGCAACUACUCCACUCUCAAAUAUCUGAUGGGUCAUUUGGAUAAAGUUAAGGACCUGCAUGAGAUCAACUCGAUGCAUACAUCUAACCUUGCUAUUGUCUUUGGGCCUACUCUUCUCAAUCCACCUCCAGAGGAACAGGCCAAGGGCACUGCUUUGGCUGAUAUGCAAUACCAGUGCAAGGCAAUUGAAACUAUUCUCGAGAAUUACGCUGCUAUCUUUGUUGAAGAGGAACAGCAGUAG
Wallemia ichthyophaga EXF-994 is the source of this 2001-nucleotide messenger RNA. RefSeq names its product Beta-chimaerin. Bases 1 to 2001 code for a protein of 666 amino acids. Lineage: Eukaryota; Fungi; Basidiomycota; Wallemiomycetes; Wallemiales; Wallemiaceae. The transcript is spliced from 2 exons. Gene Ontology annotation, cellular component: cytoplasm. Gene Ontology annotation, biological process: regulation of GTPase activity; signal transduction. The record is from RefSeq and is a predicted model, not a curated record.